UGCGUAUGUUUAACUAAAAUAGAAAUUUGUAAAGUAACAACGAAUUCAAAACGUUUGAAUAUCUAUUUGGUUUGUUAGAUAAAUUAUUUAAAAAAGGAAAAUAAAAUCGAAAAGUAAACAUCGACGAAAUUCAUUUACAUUGUGAUUCAAUUUGAUUGUGUAUAAACAAACAAAAUGCCAAAGGUUGUGUCACGCAGCAUUGUCUGUUCGGAUGUGAAAGAUCAACAAGAGUACAAUGAAGAGAAUCCAUUACACAUUUACUACUGCCUAUGUGGACAAAUGACAUUAAUUUUAGAUAGUGACAUAGAGAAAUUACCAUUGCGUAAAAGGGACGGAGCAAGAGUAAUCGAUUCCACAUAUCAUGCCCAUAAAAUUACCUGUGAACCAGACGAAACAAUUUAUGUACGGCGUGAUGUUGGAAUUGAGAAACAGUAUCGCUUCAAGUGUAAAACAUGCCAUUUGCCGCUAUUCUAUCGACACAGUCCAGAUAGCAAGGUAACAUUCAUUUUGAAACGUGCUAUCGUUCAGUCAAAGAACGAAAAUCCAUUCAAAGCAAUUGGAGAUAUUGGCAGUCAAAUUCUAUCAACACAAGGUCCGCGUAAAGUGUUGGUCACAAAACACACGAAAAAUAUGGGCAAAUUUAGUUCCGUCACAGUUUCAACGAUUGAUGAAGAAGAAGAUGAAAUUGAAGCGCGCGAAAUCGCUGACAGCUAUGCAAAUAAUGCUCGUAUCAUUGAGAAACAAUUGAAACGAAAAGGUGGGAAACUCAACGAUAUUCCUGAAACAAAUAACACAACGAUGCAGUCGAAAAAGACACGAGGAACUCUUCUAAAUAUUUAAACAGCUCACUCGCAUUUAUUUGUACAUUUAAAAUAAAUUCUAAGGGCCUACACUCAAAUACAAAACAUUUAAUAAAAUAUCGAGUUUUAAAAAUGCACAAAGUUAAAA
Contarinia nasturtii (swede midge) is the source of this 948-nucleotide messenger RNA. RefSeq names its product UPF0428 protein CG16865. Lineage: Eukaryota; Metazoa; Arthropoda; Insecta; Diptera; Cecidomyiidae. Bases 175 to 840 code for a protein of 221 amino acids. The record is from RefSeq and is a predicted model, not a curated record. The transcript is spliced from 4 exons.